This is a messenger RNA of Epinephelus lanceolatus (giant grouper), 2333 nucleotides long. It is a transcript of the gene impact, whose product is annotated as impact RWD domain protein. Gene Ontology annotation, cellular component: cytoplasm. Lineage: Eukaryota; Metazoa; Chordata; Actinopteri; Perciformes; Serranidae. The record is from RefSeq and is a predicted model, not a curated record. Gene Ontology annotation, molecular function: protein binding. Gene Ontology annotation, biological process: GCN2-mediated signaling; regulation of translational initiation.
UGUUUACUUCCCCACAUGCAGACUGCUCCUCAACAUGUAGUUCAUGUGACUUAAAUUAUAUAUAAUCUGUGUUUUUUCACUGAUUUAUUUUCAUAUUUUCUGUAGCCGACACUUGAACUGAUGGCCGACAUCUUACAUCCGGGGAAUGAAGGAGAUCUACAGGCUCAAAUCGAAGAGGUCGAGGCUCUGUCUUCCAUCUACGGGGACGAAUGGUGCGUUAUAGACGAAGCAUCCAGAAUAUUUUGCAUCAAAAUAUCCGACGACUUGGAUGAGCCAAAACUGACAGCAUGUUUGCAGAUAAUUCUCCCCCCUGAUUACCCGAGCGCCGCCCCGCCCAUCUACCAGAUUAAUGCUGCGUGGUUGCGAGGCCCCGAGAGGACCAAAUUGGCAAACAGCCUGGAAGACCUCUAUGUGGAGCAUGUGGGGGAGAGCAUCCUCUAUCUGUGGGUGGAGAAAAUUAGAGAGUUCCUCGUGGAGAAAUCCCAGAGCUCAGACACAGUGGAUCACCAAGAGAAGGUGAAUAUGACAGCUGAGGAAGAAGUGGAUGAUGAUGACGAUGAUGACAUACCAGACUUCAGGACUCUCAGGCUUAACACAGAGAAUGCACAUCUGUUCAUGGAUCAUAAAAACGAUGAAGAGCUACCUCCCAUAAAACAUGGAAAUACCAUCACAGACCGACGCAGUACCUUCCAGCCUCACUUAGCACCUGUGGUGACUCCCAGACAGGUUAAAAUGGUCCUGGAGAAGCUGUGUGAGAACAAGAAGAUUGCGAGUGCCACUCAUAACAUUUAUGCAUACAGGAUUUACUGCGAGGACAAGCACAGCUUUCUGCAGGACUGUGAAGACGACGGCGAGACGGCCGCAGGGGGGAGAAUGCUCCAUUUACUGCAGAUCCUGGACGUGCGUAAUGUCAUGGUGGUCGUGUCUCGAUGGUACGGAGGUAUUUUGUUGGGUCCCGACCGCUUCAAACACAUCAACAACUGUGCAAGAAACAUCCUGGUGGAGGAAGGAUACACUGCCUCCACGUAACUCCUCAGUAGCUGUCCCAUUAAGGAUAUUGGUUCAUUUGAAGUGUCUGGUUGCCACAUGUUCUGAAGAUCAAACACACUCUCUUCGUUUUCACCAGCCUGAAGUUAGGUCCAGUCUGCUUUGAAGUCAUCUUUGUGUUCUGCAAAGUUAUUCCAUUGAUAACAUGAUUGACCUUUGAGCUGCUGUCACAUAUAGAUUAAAGGAACUGUACUGCGGACCUACUCUUACAAGUACUUCAAAACCCCAUCAAGUCACUGUAAAAAUCUGAACCUGAUUUCAUUCCCAUCCUGACAGCAAAGGCUGCGUUCCACUGUGGACAUCAAGCCUGGACUGUGUGACAACUAAUUAGAGGCCACUGCGUGUGGGUGGAGGGACGUAAAACCUCUGCAGAAUAGCUUGUUUCCAGCCCGUGAGAUGCUUUAAAAAUGACUAGUAACAGUUAAAAAUUGAUUCUAAAACACACUGCUUAGUUUCAGUCUGUGUUGCAGUACUCAAAAUCAGUCUUGUUCUCAAGACCGCUGUUUGAAGUUAUUGUCUCAAAUUGUAUGAAUUUGUGCUCCUGGUCUCAGGAAAAAAGACACAAGAGCUUGUUUACAUCUGGUAUUAACAUGCGUCUUGGUCACAAGUGGACAAAAUUAUAAUAAUAACAAGAAUAAUAAUAAUAAUAAUAAAUAAAUGUACGUAUGCCAAAAAAUAUUAUGAUUUAUAAAGCCGUGCGUACGUCUGCCAGUACACAGUUUUCCUUCAUAAAUCCCAAAUCAACUUGGAAUUGUUGGCACAUAGGUCAGCCUCAUAUCCCGCCCUCUACACACCCACAUUCAACCAUAAAUGAUCAAUGCAAAGCACAACAUAAAUAUUAAUGCAUAGACCUGAGCCAGCUGGUCAAUGGUUCUUUCUUUCUCAUUAAUUUUAUUUCUGAAUUUUUAACACUGGCAAUACACAAACAUGGACAUAAAAAUACAGGACAGAAAAAAAGAAAACAAUGACAAAAACAAAAAACAAAAAAUAGAUAAUAAUAAAAAUGAUAAGAAGUUAUAACAAACGAAAACGCACUGCCAGCCAGAGAAAAAAAACAGUACGAUUAUUCGCCAGUUCAAAAUGUGUCCACAAGAAGGUUCAGGCAGGGAAAUAGCAUCCAUGGGGUAAAGACCACGAGUGGUCAGGGAAGGUCCAGCGGAGACAUAGUGUCCUGGUAAACUGAAGCACAGCAUACAGUCCAAUGCAAUGAAGUAGUCCGAUGUGGUUUGUCAGCUUGACUCCUCGUCCUUUUGAUGUGUUCAAUAAAGAAGCAGAGUACAGCAGUG